AUGGAGGCCCUGAGGCCCGCCUUUGGCCCCGCCCACACCCGCCUGGGCCGGAUCCUGGACGGAGAGACCCUUCACACCCCAGAGGGACGGACCCUGGUCUUUGUCUCCCAUCCCAUCGCCAGUGCUGCCCUAUUCAUCUGGACCUCGCCCUCCCUUGAGUCGCCCCCAGGAAGGAUGCUGGCGGCUUUGCUGAUGGCUCUCAGCUACCUCGGCCUCCAUGCCCUCUGGCAGGCCCAGGCUGUUCCCAUCCUGCCCCUGGGCCUGGCUCCAGACACCUUCGACGAUGCUUAUGUGGGCUGUGCCGAGGAGAUGGAAGAGAAGGUGGUCCCUCUGCUGAAGAAGGAGAUGGCCCGCCACGCCCUGCUGCGGGAGUCCUGGGAGGCAGCCCGGUGGGCCUGGGAGCACAAGCGCCCAGGGCUCCCCUUGCCCCCUGGCUUCAAAGCACAGCAUGGAAUCGCCGUCAUUGUCUAUACCAACUCAUCUAACACUUUGUACUGGGAGCUGAACCAGGCGGUGCGGACCGGUGGCAGCUCCCGGGAGUUCUACAUGAAGCACUUCCCCUUCAAGGCCCUGCAUUUCUACCUCAUCCGGGCCCUGCAGCUGCUGCAGGGCAGUGGGGGCUGCAGCAAGGGACCCGGGGAGUUGGUGUACCGAGGCAUGGGCACCCUCCACUUUGAACCCAAGAGACUGGGUGACUCUGUCCGCUUGGGCCAGUUUGCUUCCAGCUCCCUGGAUGAGGCAGUGGCCCGCAGAUUUGGGAAUGCCACCUUCUUCUCUCUAAGGACUUGCUUCGGGGCCCCUAUCCAGGCCUUGUCUGUCUUUCCUGAGGAGCGUGAGGUGCUGAUCCCCCCACAUGAAGUCUUCUUGGUCACCAGGUUCUCCCAGGAUGGAGCCCAGAGCCUGGUGACUCUCUGGAGCUAUAAUCAGACCUGCAGCCACUUUAACUGCGCCUAUCUGGGUGGGGAGAAGAGACGCAGCUGUGUGUCUGCACAAGCAGGAGGGGAGCCAGAUUCCACCUCCAAGGGGGACUUCUCUCUGCUUUCCUGGAAGACCCUGCUCUUGGCCCCUGAAAGCCCAUUGUCUGCCACGAGGAGUCCUAGGAACUCAUGA
Messenger RNA from Odobenus rosmarus divergens (Pacific walrus), 1110 nucleotides. RefSeq names its product ADP-ribosyltransferase 5 (gene ART5). The transcript is spliced from 5 exons. NCBI's taxonomy places the organism in Eukaryota, Metazoa, Chordata, Mammalia, Carnivora, Odobenidae. The record is from RefSeq and is a predicted model, not a curated record. Gene Ontology annotation, molecular function: NAD+ poly-ADP-ribosyltransferase activity; NAD+-protein-arginine ADP-ribosyltransferase activity. The coding region runs from base 1 to 1110 and encodes 369 amino acids.